AUGGGUAAUUUGACCAAGAUUGGAGAUUUCGGUUUAGCUAUGGAGAAAGGGUCGAUAGAGUACGGUGACGGAACCGGUCAUAGGAGAGGCACUGCGAGGUAUGUGGCUCCAGAGACUAUGAGCCAUGGGAUUGUGGACUUUGGAACGGAUGUGUGGGCUUUUGGGUGUACGGUUUUGGAGAUGUUAACCGGAGAAUUGGUUUGGGGAGAACAUGGUGAUCUUGGUUUCGAUGAUUGGGUCGAUCUCAUCGGUCACAGUGAUUGCCUUCCUCGUAUACCGGGUUGGUUGUCUAAAGAAGCAAUAGAUUUUUUGAGCAGAUGCUUGGAGAGAGACGUACACAAGAGGUGGUCUAGCCAUUCACUCACGAAUCAUCCCUUUGUUAGGCUGUGA
Molecule: messenger RNA, 390 nt
Organism: Eutrema salsugineum
Lineage: Eukaryota; Viridiplantae; Streptophyta; Magnoliopsida; Brassicales; Brassicaceae
Product: mitogen-activated protein kinase kinase kinase 17
Exons: 1
Coding region: 1-390 (129 amino acids)
Biological process (GO): protein phosphorylation
Molecular function (GO): ATP binding; protein kinase activity
Source: RefSeq, a predicted model, not a curated record